CUCACACGUGGACACCAGGUGGCGCUGUCGUCCAUCAGCUACGUGGGCUGCUCCGUGUCCGUGCUCUGCCUGGCCGCCACGCUGGUCACCUUCGCCGUGCUGUCCUCCGCCAGCACCAUGAGGAACCAGCGCCACCACAUCCACGCCAACCUGUCCUGCGCCGUGCUGGUGGCCCAGGUCCUGCUGCUCGCCAGCUUCCGCCUCGAGCCAGGCACGACGCUCUGCCGGGUGAUGGCCGUGCUGCUGCACUACUUCUUCCUGAGCUCCUUUGCCUGGAUGCUGGUGGAAGGGCUGCACCUCUACAGCAUGGUGAUCAAGGUCUUCGGGUCAGAGGACAGCAAGCACCUCUGCUACUACGGGAUGGGAUGGG
This is a messenger RNA of Propithecus coquereli (Coquerel's sifaka), 370 nucleotides long. RefSeq names its product probable G-protein coupled receptor 133. The record is from RefSeq and is a predicted model, not a curated record. Gene Ontology annotation, cellular component: membrane. The transcript has 3 exons. The annotation marks the transcript as partial. NCBI's taxonomy places the organism in Eukaryota, Metazoa, Chordata, Mammalia, Primates, Indriidae. Gene Ontology annotation, biological process: adenylate cyclase-activating G protein-coupled receptor signaling pathway; cell surface receptor signaling pathway. Gene Ontology annotation, molecular function: G protein-coupled receptor activity.